AUGGAGACCAACCGAAGUGGACCAAGCUCAGGUCUGAAGAAUGAUGUGGAUGAGGCCUUGGUCAAUAUGGUCAUUGAGGAUUCCCAGCCCUUCACUAUUGUGGAGGACAAAGGGUUCAGGAAGCUUGUUCAAGCUUUCAACCCUACCUAUGUUCUCCCCACUAGGCAGGAGAAGCUGACACAGGUGCAGGAGCAAAUGGGCCGGCCAGUACUGAAGCUCAUUCAAGAGGUGGAUACACGCUGGAACAGCACAUAUCAUAUGCUCCAGCGUGUUUAUGACCUCAGGGAACCUGUAGGAGCAGCUUUGGCCGGCCUACACACUGAUGUUGCCACCCUAUCAUCCGAACAGUAUGCCAUUAUUGCAGCAUGUCUGCAAGUGCUGGCCCCAUUUCAUGCUGCCACGGUGGAGCUGUCAGAGGAGAAGAGAGUGUCUGGAUCCAAGGUCAUUCCACUUUUAUCCAUGCUACACCACUCACUGGAGGAGGAGGAAAUGGGAAUUGUGAAGACUCCAGAGAGCACAGAAAUGGCUGAGAGUCUGAGGAAACAAUUAAAGGAGAAGCUGCAAACUCUACAAUCUAUGAGCAUAAUGUCACUGGCAACUCUGCUUGAUCCAAGAUUCAAAAAGAUAGGCUUUUUUAAUCCUAACAAGGCAGCAGAUGCCGUGACAAGGCUCACUAACGAAUGUGUUUUGGUUAUGGGAAAAAGCGCCGCCGCCUCCUCCUCCUCCUCCUCCUCCUCAUCAUCAUCAUCAUCACAACCGCAGUCAUCAGAAGCUACUCAGCCUGUGACUCAGGGUUGCAAACUGUGGCAGCGGUUAGACACCAAAGUCCUGCAGACGAGGACACAAAAUGUCACAACGGAUGCAGCAGUAGAGGUCCAGCAGUACCUAGCAGAACCAAAUAUUGGAAGGGUGGAGAAUCCCCUGGAGUAUUGGGGGAAAAAAAAGAAUUUAUUUCCGAACUUGUACAAACUAGCCGUUGCUUUGCUUUGUACUCCAGCUUCAUCUGUGCCCUGUGAAAGGAUAUUUUCUAAAGCAGGUGAAAUUAUUUAUAAAAAAAGAAACCGCCUGAAGCCCAUCCAGCAGGCGUCACUGUUGGCUCUGAUCUCGGUGUCUCUGUUUCCUGCCGCUGGAUCACUUUGUCCGCUCCGAGACUCAAAGUGCUCAAAGAGGAGGAAGAUGUCCGACGUGCAGCUGCUGCGGGUGUCGGUACAUGAGCGGAUCAGCGCCGCCGCCGAAGACUUUCUACUGCAGCUGGAGAAAGGAGGAGAAACGGCUCGAGUCCCGGCGCUGAGAGCGAUGCUAACCGAGCGGCUAACGGCUGCGGGGGAAGAGAUCGUCGCGGUGUUCGAAGACAAAAUGGAGCGGUCCGAGCGGGAGAUCUGCUCUCUGAGGAGGCUGCUGGAGGCCGUGAUGAAGCCCGAACUCCGGCUGCACCGAGUUGUUUGUCCUGCAGACGUACAGCCGCUGAUGGUGAAUAAAGAAGAGGUUCCCCCUGAGCAGCAGCAGUGGAGCCCCCUUGUGGACCAGGAGGACCCAGAGCCCCCCCACAUUAAAGAGCAACAGGAGGAACAGUGGACCAACCAGGAGGGAGAGCAGCUUCAACAACUUGAGCAGGCCGAUAUCAAGUUCCCAUGGACUGCUGUCACUAUGAAGAGUGAAGAAGAUGAAGAGAAACCUGACUUGUCACAGCUUCAUCAGAGUCAGACUGAGGAGAGCAGAGCGGACUGUGGAGAACAAGAACCAGCCAGGAACUCAGGUCCUGAUGGACAUUUACAACAAGGUACUGAAGACAAGACUGAAGAUUCUUCUGAGACUGAAGACAGUGAAGAUGAUUGGAUGCAGACCAGGGAACCUCAGUCUGGUUCAAAUACAAAAAAUAACAAACAGCCUUUCAGUGAUAUGAAAAGUAAAACCGGUAAGAAAGCAUUUGGUUGUUCAGAGUGUGGUAAAAGAUUUCUUCUAAAGGAUGAGCUAACUGUACAUCUGAGGAUUCAUACAGGAGAGAAACCAUCUAGUUGUUCCUAGUGUGGUAAAAUAUUUAUAAAAAUGGGUAAUAUAACUUUAUAUGAGUAGUAAUAUAGGAGUGAAUGAAUUUAAUUGCUGUGUGGUUAAAGAUUUAAGUUGCAUCGUUUACAACAAAAAACUUGUUAGGAUUUGUCAGCAACUUUUCAUAUUAUCUAUAUUCAUAGUUCACUUUUGUAAAUAGAGAAUUUAUAAUUCCCCCUUUCACCUGUUUUAGAAAAAAUAACUCAUUGAAUAACAUGAAUGAUUUGUGUUGAUAUUCCUAUUUCUUUGAUUUAUACCAUAUAUAUUACAUACCCAUAUAUACUUAAUGUAUUUUUCAUGAUGUCCUCUGUGUCUGUUAAAAAUUUGCUCUAAAUUAACAGCUGAAUAUACAUCAGAGGAGUCAUACAGGAGAGAAACUGUUAAAUUGCUCCUAAUGUGGUAAAAGACAUAAACUAAUGGGCAAUCUAUCUGUGUAUACGAUUAGUCAUACAGCAGAUCAUUAUUUUACUUGCUCUGUGUGGAAAAAGAUUUCACUGUUGGUACAAUUUUUAAAGAGAGGAGGAUUCAUACAGGAGAAAAAUUAAUCGUUUGGGACAAAAUAUUUAAAUCUAUCAGCAGCUAUCGAUAUUAUCCAUAUUCAUUUUUCACUGUUGUAAAAAGAGAAUUAAGAAUUCCUCCAUCUGUUUUAGCAGAGUUAAACAAUUUUUAUGUUCCAACAAAAUACAAGUCAUUGAAUAACAUGAAA
Pleuronectes platessa (European plaice) is the source of this 2752-nucleotide messenger RNA. RefSeq lists its product as uncharacterized. NCBI's taxonomy places the organism in Eukaryota, Metazoa, Chordata, Actinopteri, Pleuronectiformes, Pleuronectidae. Gene Ontology annotation, molecular function: protein dimerization activity. Bases 1 to 2025 code for a protein of 674 amino acids. The record is from RefSeq and is a predicted model, not a curated record. The transcript has 6 exons.